GCCUGACUCAACCUACUACAGUCUAACAACAGUGGCCAAUAGAAAGAACAGAAGAGAAUCCAAGAAAGAUGAGGCAAACUAUGAAUGUAAAAUUCUAUUCCUGCCUUUUGGUAAUCUUUCUGACCAAUACUGUGUGGACUCGAAAUAUCAGAUCAUAUUAUGAUCAGAUUGAUUGGUCAUUCUACAGCUUUGAGUGUCCCCAGGAAUGUUUCUGUCCACGUAGCUUCCCAAAUGCUUUAUACUGUGAUAGCAAGGAACUUAAAGAAAUACCCAUCAUCCCAGCAAGAAUUUGGUAUCUUUAUCUCCAAAACAAUCUCAUUGAAACCAUCACAGAGCAAUCCUUUGCAAAUGCCACUCAACUAAAAUGGAUAAAUUUGAACAACAACAAAAUCACUAACAACGGAAUUGAAAAGGGUGUAUUUGCCAGGCUGAAGAGUCUUCUUUAUUUGUUUCUUGAAGACAACGAGUUAGAGGAGGUGCCUGCUCCACUGCCAGCAAGUUUGGAGCAACUGCGUUUGGCACGAAACAAAAUCACCAGAAUCCCAGGAGAAGUUUUCAGCAAUUUGGAAAAUCUCACUGUGCUUGAUCUCCAUCAUAACAAACUUCUGGACAGUACUCUUUCAGAUGUCACCUUUCAAGGAUUAAACAACCUCAUACAACUCAACAUUGCUCAAAACUCACUCACUAAAAUGCCACCAAUCUUGCCCACGAACGUAAUGCAGCUGUUUUUGGACAAUAACUCUAUUGAAGCAAUACCGGAUAACUACUUUAAUGCAAUGCUCAAACUGCUUUUCCUUCGGCUGAAUAACAAUAAAUUAACUGAUGAAGGUCUACCAGCUAAAAUUUUUAAUAUUUCAUCUCUUCUCGACCUACAGCUAUCUCACAAUGAACUCACUAAAAUCCCAGCUAUCACUACUCACCUUGAGCAUCUUCAUCUUGAUAACAACAGAAUCAGCAGUAUUAAUGGCACUCAAAUAUGUCCGAUUCCUAUUCCUGCAGAGCAUGUCUAUCAAAGGGAUCUGCCACGCCUCCGCUAUCUUCGUUUGGAUGGCAAUGAAAUUAAACCUCCAAUUCCAUUUGACCUCAUGCUAUGCUUCCGUAGCCUUCAGGCUGUUGUUAUUUAAAGACUGUGGUCUCACAGUUAUUUUGUCACAGAUUUAAGAGCAAGUUUUGCUGGCAUGAAACUUGUUAGACCAAUCCUUUGGAUUUUUAUUUGGUAUUCAUUUCCAUGGAAUUGUUUCCCUGAAACUCCCCUCCCCCCUUUAUAGUUGUACCACUUCCUGUUCUUUCUUGAAAAGAUUUACCACAUUCAGUCAAUAUGCUCCAUGUUUUGUCCUAUAAUUGUCAUUCUAUUAAAAUGAUACUUUUGCCACCCAAAUGUAUUUCCUGAUUAUUGGUUCCCCCUAGAACCAGUCAAAUCAAAGUUUCCCAUUGUUGUAUUCGUUAUAGAACUUGACUUGUAUAUUCAGGAAUAAUACAUUCAAAUAUAUGAUAAGCAAAAGUAGAAUAUAUAAAUGUUUGUUUGGCUUUGUCCUUCCUUUAUGAAAAAAUAAAACAUUGCUAUAUUGGUC
Messenger RNA from Eublepharis macularius, 1571 nucleotides. RefSeq names its product keratocan (gene KERA). NCBI's taxonomy places the organism in Eukaryota, Metazoa, Chordata, Lepidosauria, Squamata, Eublepharidae. The transcript has 3 exons. Gene Ontology annotation, molecular function: protein binding. Bases 69 to 1124 code for a protein of 351 amino acids. The record is from RefSeq and is a predicted model, not a curated record.